Messenger RNA from Phycodurus eques (leafy seadragon), 2612 nucleotides. RefSeq names its product fatty acid amide hydrolase 2b (gene faah2b). Lineage: Eukaryota; Metazoa; Chordata; Actinopteri; Syngnathiformes; Syngnathidae. Bases 50 to 1654 code for a protein of 534 amino acids. The record is from RefSeq and is a predicted model, not a curated record. The transcript has 11 exons.
CCAACGUGCAGUCGAGUACGCAUCAAACCGGUCUGACUUGACAACAAACAUGGCUCCAAGUGGGAUGGAACGGCUCCAGAAAUUGAUCUACGACGCAUUCGUGGCCAUCUGUUUCGCCAUAUAUCGCUUCGUGUUUGCCCGACCCACCGAGAAUAAGAGAAAGAUCCCGCCGGUCAGCAACCCGCUCCUGGCCGUGUCAGCUACCCAACUUGCCGGGAGGAUCCGGCGACGAGAGGUUUCCAGCGAGGAGGUGGUGCAGGCUUACAUUGACCGGAUUCAGCAAGUCAACCCUUUGGUGAACGCAGUGGUCAAAGACAGGUUUUCUGCCGCGCUCCAAGAAGCGGCCCAGGUCGAUAAACUGAUUGAUGAGGAACCAGGUGGUGAGGAGGUGCUGGCGGAUCGGCUGCCUUUCCUCGGCGUACCUCUCUCGGUCAAAGAGUCCUUCGGCCUCCAGGGCAUGCCGCACACCUCCGGCAUCGUGUCCAGGCGAAGAGUGGUGGCGUCGGUCGACGCGCCGCCCGUGGCCCUGCUCAAGAGGGCGGGUGCCAUCCCGCUGGAUGUCACUAACACCAGCGAGGCCUGCAUGUGGGCAGAGUCGCACAACCACCUUUACGGCAUCACCAGCAACCCGUAUGACCUGGAGAGGAUGCCGGGAGGGAGCUCGGGGGGUGAGGGCAGCUUGCUGGCCGCGGCCGGCGCGGUUAUCGGCCUCGGCUCGGACAUCGGCGGCAGCAUCCGCAUGCCUUGCUUCUUUAAUGGAGUAUUUGGCCAUAAAACCACCCCUGGUGUGGUGUCCAACGAGAACCAGUACCCCCCGUGCACCGGCAGACACGAUGAGUACACCAGCACGGGGCCCAUGUGCCGCUACGCAGAGGACCUGCUGCCCAUGCUGAAAAUCAUGGCAGGACCAAAGGCGCAUAUGUUGUCCCUGAACGAGAAGGUGGAGCUCAAGAAGCUCCGAUUCUUCACCGUCCCGGACGACGGCGGUUCUCCUCUCACGUCUCCGGUCAGCGAAGAACUCAGACGAAUCCAGAGGAAGGUGGCGGAGCGUCUGGAAGCGGAUCUCGGGGUGUCGAUCCAAGAGGCGCGCUUCCCCGAGCUCCGCUACAGCUUCCGGAUCUGGGACGCCUACAUGGGUCUCCCGGACAAAGAGGGCAAGCCUCCGGUUUCUUUCGCCGUGGAGUUGGGAGAGCCGGGCCGGCCCGUGUGGCCCGUUUGGGAGGCGCUGAAAAGCAUGCUGGGAAAAUCUGAUCAUACCGUCGCUGCCAUUAGUGUGGCCCUUUUAGAGAAGAGGCCAGCGUCCACAUCCAUCUUCCUUGUCGGCUUGAAGGAGAAGCUGCAGAAGGACGUGGACGAGCUGCUGGGGCCCGACGGGGUGCUUUUUUACCCGUCGCAUCCCAGGGUGGCCCCUAAACACCACCACGCGCUUUUUAGACCCCUUGACUUCGCCUACACUGGAAUCUUCAAUAUUCUGGGUCUGCCCGUGACCCAGUGCCCUUUGGGGCUGAACGAGGAGGGUCUGCCCUUGGGCGUGCAGGUGGUGAGCGGGAAACUGCAAGAUCGGCUGCCCCUGGCUGUGGCUCUCUACCUGGAGAAGGCCUUCGGAGGCUGGAGGGAGCCUCCAGCUAAUGUCCACAAGAUGAAGAUGGUGUAGUGGUUACUCUAAUUGUGGGGGAUAGGCACUGACCCCUGCCAUGUAAAAUGUAACUGACACCCCCCCCCUCAAUUAUUUUUCAAACAUAUCUAUAUUAAGUUCAACCCGUAACUAUACCACAAACUAUGAUGUGAAAACACUUUUUUAUUUUUAUUUCAAAGACAUCUUAAAACAUGAAGACUCUAACUCCCACUAACAACCCAGGCUAAACUUAGCUCUCCCACACAAAGCUGGUCUCUCAGUUGAGAUCUAUCACUUCAAUAUACUUCCUUGACACCAAUUUCAAUUCUACAUUCCUAUACUGUGAAUAUGUAGGGGAUUACUGCCUUUUAUUCGUUUACUCGGUUUCACUCAGUUUGAAAAGAUAAACUGUCUUGGAAUCAUAGUUUGUGGUAUAUUGACAGUUUAAACUAUGAAAAUAGCCAGUUGUAAAUUUUUUUAGGGGGGCUCAUUUACAUUUUUUCAGUAUUCACAGCAGGGCUCGAGUAGAGUGGGUUUACUGUAACCACAAUCAACACUUGUUUGGCUGUUUGCCAUGAUUUUUAACAUUCAUGGACGUUUGAGCCGACACUGAAUGUUCCUAGAAGAAGAUCAUUUCUAUGUACACAGGGGGCUACUUCAUUUCACGUCCACUUGAUUACGCAGUACCCCGUUUCCCAACCUUUAGAACCAUGGCAUAUUGCACAAAAUCCUGUGGCACACCACCAAACAAAAAUGGUACAAAAAGUAUGUGUACUGAAAUUAAUUGUUCUGUCACUGUUUGCAUAAAUAGAUGAAUGGAGAUAUUUUAUUUGUCGUAAAUAUUUGGAGCUAUUUAGUUGAAUUGCAUAAUUUAAGUCUGCCUUUUAAAAACAUUUGUUCCGAUGGUAAUCAACUGUGAAUGCUUGUUGUAUGCUACAAAUCAUACAAAUAAAAAGAUCUUGUUUCUACUGCGCAAUGACAAGCACAGAGCCACCCA